Mytilus californianus (California mussel) is the source of this 2579-nucleotide messenger RNA. RefSeq lists its product as uncharacterized. Gene Ontology annotation, cellular component: plasma membrane. The coding region runs from base 272 to 835 and encodes 187 amino acids. The record is from RefSeq and is a predicted model, not a curated record. NCBI's taxonomy places the organism in Eukaryota, Metazoa, Mollusca, Bivalvia, Mytilida, Mytilidae. The transcript has 3 exons.
CAUGGUAUGACAUACACAUAUUCAUACAUCCAUGAAAUAUUAUUUUCAAAUAUAGCGACAUUUUUCUUUCCUGACAACAUAGGUUUUACAUUAAUCAAUUUACUAGCAGACGACACUUACGGUUCAAACAAACAUUUUAGACAAAGUGUUUCCUGUGUGGUGCCUCAACAGCAUCUCGCUCAGCGUACCACAGAAGCUGCAUAAUUUAUUCAUCUUUCGUGAAGCAUUUGUGUUGUGUGCAAUAAGCCUUCGAUGUUAAUUUGAAAACAAAAUGUUUAUUGUUUCAGUGUAUUUUAAAGUUGCUUUUGCACUUAUUUGUGUUGGAUUAGUAUUCGAAGUUAUUGGAUUUGCCUCUCCAUACUGGGCAUCGUGGGAAUCAAGUUAUGGAGAUGCAAAUACUGGUUUGUGGCAGCAUUGCAGUGACCAUUUUAAAAGAAGCAGUGGUGAUCGAUGCUAUAAAUACAGAAAUAUAAGUACAGCAGUUGGGGCUGCAAGAGCAUUUUCUGCCAUAGCAGUGAUUCUGUUUGUUGUCCUGCUGAUUCUGUUGUUGAUAUACUGGUGUCAAUGUCCACGGUCUGAUCUCAUUCUAGCAUGUAUCAUCAUCAGUUUUAUCACGGCUGCCUGUGCGUUUAUAGGAGUGAUUUGUUGGGCGUCUAAAAGUGAUAGUAGUCUUAGCUGGGCCUUCUAUCUUUGUGUCAUUGCUGGGAUAUUGGCGGUAAUCGCAGGCAUACUCCUUAUCCCUGAACGGAGGAUUAUAGUGAUUGGUCGAACAACUACUGGUGGUUCCAGCACCGUCCGAACAGUAACAACAACAAGAACUGUCACCGUUAGAUAAGCUGCAAAAUUUUAAUAGUGAAUUGAAAACAUUUUUAGUGUAUAAUUCUUCUGGAUGAUGUAUGAAUUUUCAGUCAAACUCAUAAAUUAUUUUGCAAUAUUUACAAGGACGUUUCAUACGUGAAUAAGAUAUAUUUGACCCACCCUAUGUACCACAAUAUCUUUUGAUACAAAUCUGAGAUAAUACUUUCUAUUUUUAACUAAAAUAAUGUGAAAGCUUUUCCGCCUACAAGGUUUAUUAUUCAUUAUAUAAAAAAUCGUUUACCUGAUAAUUGUUAUGACUGAAUUUAUAUUUUGCUAGGAAUGAAUCAGGUUUUAAAAAAAAAUGAAAAUGCAAAUUACGUUUUCGUAUUCAUCUGACAUUACUAUGAAUAAUGAGUGUUGAUAGGAAAAUCUUAAUCCUGUAUCGUGCCUCAGGUAUUGAUUCAUAAAGACAUGUUUCAGUAAAUAUGUGGAAUGCGAUAACCUUGGCAACAACUGGUGUUGUUAUAGCAUAUAGACAUCGAUUUCUGAAUACUGUAUAAAAAUAAGAUUUUAUCAUUUUAUACAAUAGACAAAUAUUAUAUAGGUAAAUUUCCAUCAUUACCAGACGCUGUUUUGAAAAAGAGAUGCAAUAUACUAGUUAUACUUUUUCAUCGUUACUAAUAAAAAAUAUAUUGGAUUUAUUCCUGAUUAAAAAUUGGGUUUUUUUGGGGUUUUUUUUGCAUUUAUGCGAGGCUUUCCUAAGCUUAUGGUUAUAAUAGUUAAUCUCACUUCCUCAGGUGUUAACAUCAGCUCGUAUUUGAAUUGGUAUUGGGUGGGUAUCGCCACUUCACUUGAACAUUGUGAACACAGAAAAUAAAACUGUGCGGUGAACUUUUUUCCCAUUUUCAGUUGAAAGUUGAUUAAAUCAAUUUUCCUGUUGUGGUUUUUUGUCAUUUAUUGUAUGUAUAUAAAUCAUUUAGACAUCUUAGUAAAAAAAAACCCGGAGGAUAUGAAAUACAAAGAAAGGAAAGAUUGGUUUAAGUAAAACAAUUUAAAGAUAUAUAAGGAGAAAACAAUAUUUUAUUUACAAUUAAAGAAGGCCAAAAGAAGGUAAUUUUUAUAUAUCGGACCUUUAUUUUAGACAAAAACAAAACCAAAAGCAAUGGUAUAAGGAUUUAGGUCAACAUAUAAAAUAUCAAAGGUUAGAAAAUCAUGAUCCAGUUUAUACUGAUACUGAAAAUAAUACAACUAGUCCCACACACUGCUAGUUAUGAAAAAAUGGGCAAUAUUAUAAUACUCAUAUGCUUAUUGGCAGCAUUUACAGAAUUUACAUGUAUGAUCGACUCAACUUUCCUAGGUAAUAUUUAAGAUUUUGAACUGGCCAAGGUUGACUCAUAAGUCAAAGAUCAUUGGUCAGACAGCGAGUAUUAUAUUUUUUUAGAAAAACAUUUUGAAAUUACUUUAGAAUCAUUACUCUUUAAAUAUUAUUACGUUUUUGAAUUACAGAUUUUUUGGAUGCUCAAGUUUUUAUAGAUAAAUUAAUGUGCCUAUCUUGCAAAAGUUUUUCGACUGCAUACUAUCCAUCCAUAUUAUACCUCACUACACGUUAUUAUUAACUUUGUUUGAAAUUAUUUUUAUAUUAACGCUUUAUGACCAGUGCAAUUUUGAAAAGAUUUUAAAUCUUUGACCAAAUAUAUGCAAUUAGUAUUAUUAUGCUAACUAUAUAUUAUAGAACUGCUUUGUGUAAUAGUGAAUUUUAACAAAAUAAAUAGUUUAGAUUU